AGGCGGUUCUUUUUAAUACAACUUUUCACACCCCAGACACUUAUCUUUUUGAUCGCGUUGACGAGUCCUCGACUGCAACAGCGAUCUUUGUUGUUGCCACUUCGGUCAUAUAAACAAGACCCGACUCCUCAUGCUUAUUUGCUAUACAAAUACAAUUUUUCUCUAGAAACCCCGGCCCUCUCGAUGCAUUUGAGCUACGGAACCAUGUUGAGCUCUCCUUCUCCGACUUCGAAGAACACUGUUGCAGCAGCAGCUGCAGCGAUGGAAAGAACAAAUGAUGACUCCUCUGCAGCAACAGGAGCUUCCGCUUCCCUGGGGAUGCAGCCUGUGGCUCUUCCCGCCGCGAGCAGUAGUGCAGCAGCAAGUCGAAUAAAGCCCCCGAGUGGAGCAGGUCGGCAGCUAACUCCAACGAAAGGUAGCCAACAUAGAAAAAAUGCCCUCGACACCGAGAUCCUGCAGCUCGAGCAGCAACUUCAGCAACUGUACGAGCAGCGAAAGGCGAGGUUACAAGUGCUCAGGAAUAAUUCUAGUUCAUCCUCCUCUGACAAUUCCUCGUCUUCCAUUGAAGGAGCUGUAGCGCAGGAUUUGAAUUAUGAUCUUGACCAAGAUGAAGGAGGACGAAGGCGCCAAGACCAUGUCCAGCUGCAGAUUUUUGAGACUCUUUCGUGUGGCGGGGAAGAUGUACUGCCAUCUCUUUCCAGAACAGACAGCAGAAGUCGCGAAGAAGACAACCCAGCACUUUUUGAGAAAUCCGCGCACGACGUUGAAACUACAGGAACGGGCAAGAAUCUUCGGCAAAAUAAAGAACAUCAACAUCCUCCUGCCGGAAAUCUGAUUGGCAAGAUGAUGACCACGCCCAGUAGUCGUCAAAAGCGAGACAGUGCGAGUCCAACUCCGGCGCAUAAAAGUUCUUCUUUCCACCUUACUGUGGACCAGGACAGCAACUAUGUUGACAGCUUGCCUCUGAUGCGACCAUCCUCUCGGUCGAAAGAAAGUUCUCUACAGAAUUCACCAGGGUCCUCUGCUUCUUCCCUCUACGCGGAGCAGUUUGCUUUUCACAACCGCGCCAUGUGGCUGAUUGGUCUGUUGCUCCUCCAGUCUUCCGGGUCGGCCAUUCUGGCAAAUUACUCGAAGCUGCUGAUGAAGCACCCCAGCAUCGUGUAUUUUUCCACCAUGCUAGUUGGUGCCGGCGGGAACGCGGGCGGGCAGUCGGUGGUCUACGUGGUCCGGAAAUUCGCGGAAAGGAAGCAAAUCAAUAACCUGGAACUCCUCCGUACCGCGAUGCUACUCGGCCUGGUCAUUGGGGUGUUCGCCUGUUUGAGGUUUUUGGUCCAGCAUUUUGUCGUCGCGUGGCCGCACCUGGACACGGCGUUCGUUUUAUCCUUCGCGGCGUCGAUCAUCGUGUUUGUCGGGGCGUUACUCGGGGCGGUUUUACCGCAGUUAUUUCUUCUAUGCAGGAUCGACCCGGCGCACGCGUCGGCAACAAUCCAGGUGGUGAUGGAUUUGGUGGCGUUGUCUUUAGUAUGCAGUGCAAAAGUAUCGUACUCGUAUAAAUGCAUUACAAAUUUCCUCAGCAUGAGAAAUGAAAUUUGUAAUGCUGCAUUGCCUUAAGAAUAAGAUUUGUAAUGCAUGAUUGCAAUACGAGUGCGAUACUUUUGCACAGGAUAUUUAGUGUGUUUUAUUGCGCACGCAUUUCUCGGGGACGAUCCGACGGACGCCGGGGGAGCGGCGGUGGAGUACGACAAUAUGCUGUCCAACGGAGUAGUUGCUGGAGGUGCUAGUGGUGCUGCAACGGGAAGUAGUACAAGCGAAGUUUUGGCGCAACUACCUGGUGCAGCAGCGGCAGUUGUUCAACAUCCGCACAAAAAACCAAGCAAACACUCCGAUUGGGACCAAUUGCCACGGCAGAGGAGGCUAGGGGGAGCAGCGGACUUACUACGAGAACCUCUUCCCGGUGCUGCAGGAGUGCAGCAUUACCCGCACCUGACGGCAACGAGGCAUGAGCUGAGCCAUUGGGUGCCGUAGGUCGUGCGUGUAGGAGGAGGUUCUCGCAGAAGUAGAAAAACCUUGCAAACUUUUAGCAGCCCGAAAUAAGUACUUUGCAAAGACUUCUUCAUCAUUUUUCUCUCACCGCUGUGGCUUCGUCGACUAGCAAAGCCACAGCUCGGAUCAUUUUCCAUGCAAUUUGAAUUUUCCAAACCCCAUUAACAUAAAGAGGUACUUGCGACGUUUUAUCCUAGGACUAGAACCACUGAGAACUAGUACAAAGAGAACGCUAACAGAGCGCAUCGCACAACACAAAGAUAUCAAAGAACACCUUUUACGGAACAUCAUUGACCUGAAUUUUUUGUCGAGGACGCCACACCCAAUCAAUAGAGACAUCUUUAUUUCUCUCUAGUAGUAGUAGUGCAGACCAUUUUCGUCUUUCCCCUAAACUAGAUCACAGCCCGCAGUGAAUGACUCCAUUACGUAUUUCUCCUCCUCCUGUUGCUGCACGAC
Messenger RNA from Amoebophrya sp. A120, 2499 nucleotides. The record is from the annotation of a GenBank genome assembly. Lineage: Eukaryota; Dinophyceae; Syndiniales; Amoebophryaceae.